GUUCAUUUCUUUUUUGCUUUUGGUUUUGGUUUGCAACGUUGUGCUUUCCAAUAAGUGCUUUUGUGCCUUUUCCAACAAACUUAGAUCGAGUGCUUGUUUCUCCAACCUCUGCAACAAAACUCUGCAACAGCGCUCAAGAAGCAACACAAAUCUUUGUAGGCCUGUUGAUUCCGAGACAUGCUAGCAGGGACUACGAUUCUUUUGCUCAAGCCUGGGGUGGAGGAGCACGUCGCCCUGCUGUCUCCUCCUGGAUCUGAAAUUCCAAAUGCGGACGACAAUCCGCCAAACAUUGCUGCCUCUUCUGCUGAAGACGACGGAAUCGACAACCCGAGCAACCCAAACAACAACAGCAACAAUAGCAGCAAUGCAGCAGCGCUGCGGGAGGCAAGCCUGCACGUGUCAGUCGCAAUGGGCCAGAAUGAAGCGUCUGGCUCAGAUUCGCGGUGGUACGCAAAUGAACGCCCGAGCUCAACCACCGUGCUUCGGACGGCCCGCGCCGACCAGAGCGACACGGAAGAAGCAACCGAGCACGAUGCCACGAGCAUGGCGGCUUCGGUCGAUGAUCGUCGACAUACGGCGUGGUGGCGUUUGAAGCGAGCGUUCAAACGAACCAUUUCCCACCACGGCGACAUUUCCGAGCUCACUCAGACAAACGUCGCUCCGUACGCGAAUCAACAGAAUGAAUCAGAGAGCUCACACAGCAACACUGUCAACGAGAGCAGCAAUGGUCGAGAUGAGCCUGCUUGGAGAUUGCAUUCAGGUGGCGCUACAGAAGAGGAAGGACGUGUUUCGAGCGCCGGAGAGCCCGACCCGUCGGCACACCUUCCGCAGACGUCAGUCGCCGAACCAUCAGAUCUUGUCACCAUUCGCAUUGGCCAAAGCAAUGCCAGCAACACUGCUGCUACUGCUCGGGACUCGGAGCGUCACACUCACGCUCGUAACAUUGUGGACUACGUGAGCGCCGAUGAGGACGAGCCGUUCACCUUGGAGACCUUUGCAGAGCUUAUGGAGAGCCACCUUGCAGCUGGGAAAGCUUUCAUCAUUGCACGCGUGCGAACAGGCGAGAACGCGGAUGGCUCGGCAAUCUGGACGCACUACAGCGCGCUGCAUUUGUGCAAGAUUAUGUUUGCAAACGAACGGGGCGAGAUUGUCCGAGUUUCAUGCCGCAAUCCACUGACAAACCUCCCCAUCACCCAUCCGGUCGAGUUUUACAAGGUGAAGCCCAAGAGUAUGACGCGCCGACAUCGACUUCCACCGGGCCUGCCUGCAAAACCCCAGUCGCUUCGUGGGCAUGUGACUGCAGCCAGUGAUACCCUCCCACCACCAUCACCACCUCCACCACCACCACUGGUCUCCGAGAUGGUGGAAACAGGGCAGCCUGCAAUGGCAACAGCCAGCCCCGAGGAUUUACCCCAAUCCAAGCCGACCCCAUCUGCAGUGCCAGCUCCUGUUCCGGCAAUUCUUCUACCAACAACAGACAGUGUCGAACAGCAGAGUAUCGUACGCGACCAGACGGCGACAGAGCCACACCCAAUCUCUGCUGCCGCUCGCCCGCUCCGCCCUAUUCCCAUGAAUCUUGAGCGUGUUCGCGCUCAAGCUCAACUGGAAACCCUCAGGUCAUGCUCUCAGGCGAGCGAAAGCUCGGCCACCGCACCCACAUCCUUAUUCUCGCCGUUAUCUGCGGUGCUUUCCCGGCUUCGGUUGCACAGUACCAAUAAUGGGCUGCAGUCAUCAACAUCAACGUCUCAAGCAACCCUGCCACGACCUCCACCGUGGUCGAGUGCCUCGACGGAAGCAGCAGCAGGAGUCCCGCCCCAGCACGAUUCGGAAGCUUCAGAGCCAAAGAACAAACCACGCUCGCGAAAUAUUCUGUCUCGAACUGCCUCCACGAACGCCCGCACUCGUGCAACCAACAUGUCGGUGCCAGAUCUGCCCAUGGUCACUCAAUCCGCAUCGCAACUACUGCGGCAGGAAGGCACUCAACUGUACCUCAUCCAUCAUUCCACUUCUCCACUCUCCCCGUCGACUCGAGUCGCUGCUGUCCUCGAGGUCUCCCAUUCCACUGGUUCGCCUGGCGCGCCAGCGACAGUCUCACUCUCCGCUUCACGCUCCAACAGUCGUCGGCUCGAAACACCAGCGGAUUCUGGCAAUGCGACACGAGUGCCCUCGCCGCGCUCCGCAAGUCCAGCCAAGUUUGUCACCACUGCGACCACUGCCACUUCUGCUGGUGCGCCAAACGCGCCGAGAUCUACUGCUUUCGACGACGAGCCCCACGGAGUCGAUCGGGCGUCCAGCUCGCCAGAGUACACAGGCAUCCGCGCUCGACUUAUCGGCACCGAUGUCGACCUGCUGGACUCGCCGCGACUACGCCGGACAUUGAAUCGCACGGCUCUGUGCAACGAGGACUUGCUCAGUUCGCUCUAUGCCGUGAAUGGACGCGAGAUUGUGAUUCCCAUGAUGGCCGACACCGCCGAUGGCAGCUCGGGCUUGGUGCCGCGGUAUCGACUGCACAUUGUGACGCCCGGCACCACUAGCGCAGGUGUCGGUCGGAGUCGCAGUGCAACGCUGUGGCAGCUGUGCCAGCUACUGGUGAUUUAUGCCAUCUUGUGCCUCCUGGUGAUUGAGUUUGCCGUUCCGCCAGGAUCCAAGUACAUUGCGAUCGCCAUCGCAGUUUCUCUUCCCGUAGUGGUUCAAGCGACGAUAAUGGUGGUGUCCUGUAUUCGGACCAGGCACCAACGUAGGGUCUAUCACCGCCAGCUGGCUGCCGAGCGUGAGCGCCGCCUCGCUGCCACCUUGUCCGAGACACCCAUCGUCGAGACCGACACUGCGCCUUUGACUAUUCCUCCUGCCCUUUUGCCCAGAAGCCACGCGACUGUUCCAAGUACAACGCAGCCUGACGCUCCUCGAUCUGACAAUGAGGCAGAGACUGAUGAUGACGACGAGGACUUGAGCAUAGCUCGCAACAACACGAAUCGCACCAACACACAGACUUCGGGCAACGGCAACGUGCCGGUCGUCCAAGGCACUGAGGUUUUUGUCACGAUACCAGCCGUGUAAAGCUUUUCACACGCACGAACUUGUGUUCCACCCCAACUCAGACCUGUUAGCUCGAAAGUUUGUAUCGAACGAUUCUUCUCCCUUCAGUUUGUUUCAACAGGUGGUUUGAUUUGCUGCCAACCACCAACAUGCUAAGAUAUACAACAAAGGAAAAAAAAAUAUGGUUUCAAGUAUUCGCAAAAGAGGGCAACAGACCACAGUGAUAAAAACAAC
Capsaspora owczarzaki ATCC 30864 is the source of this 3270-nucleotide messenger RNA. RefSeq lists its product as hypothetical. The coding region runs from base 178 to 3057 and encodes 959 amino acids. The record is from RefSeq and is a predicted model, not a curated record. The transcript is spliced from 3 exons. Lineage: Eukaryota; Filasterea; Ministeriida; Capsasporidae.